AAUACAUAUGGCUCAUAACAAUCGUCCACAUGAAAGCUUCAAUGGAAUUGGGAAAAACUAUUUCUGUUUUUCCCCCAGCACAGCAUACAUACACCGAUAUUAAUUUAUUCGCUUUUAAAGAAUGGUCAAGAUUCCAAUAAAUUAAUGUUAGGACCGUUUUUUGCGCUUAUCUUCCUGAAUGAAGGUAAAUAAUUCGAAGAGCCAACGCCUGCGAGAUGUGAUUGGCCUGUGCAGUGCAUUAAUUAAGAAUGAUGACGUCAUGAGCAUAGUUUUUCUUGUCAACGUUCGCCCCUGUCGGUUCACAUUCGCCUGACCUCCGACCGCAGACGGGACUCCAACCAAGCCCAGAAAUGUCUGACUUCUCAGAAGACCAGAUCAUCGAGUUCAAAGAGGCCUUCCUGCUGUUUGACAGGACAGGCGAUGGGAAGAUCAGCUACAGCCAGUGUGGUGAUGUCAUGCGGGCCCUUGGCCAGAACCCUGUCAACGCUGAGGUCCUCAAGGUCCUGGGCAACCCCAAGUCAGAAGAGAUGAACCACAAGAUGCUAGACUUUGAGCAGUUCCUGCCCAUGCUCCAGGCCAUCGCUAAGAACAAGGACCAGGGCUCCUUUGAGGAUUUUGUGGAGGGUCUGCGCGUCUUCGACAAGGAGGGCAAUGGCACAGUGAUGGGCGCUGAGCUUCGCCAUGUCCUCACAACACUUGGUGAGAAAAUGACAGAAGAGGAGGUGGAGACUCUCUUAGCGGGCCAUGAAGACGCCAACGGCUGCAUCAAUUACGAAGAACUCGUCCGGAUGGUGAUGAGUGGUUGAAGAUUUCAAGAACACAACCGGUUCAUUUUAUUCCCAAAUGUUUUUUCUAUUAUAUGUAAUGUCUAUCUCACCCCCAUCCAAAUCUUGUUUGCCCUCAUUUUGUGAUUUUCUUUCGGAAGUGCCUUUUCUGUGUCUUGAGUUGAAGAGCCCCUUUUUUCAUUUCACUUGAAAAUAUCAUCAAGCAACAGAGGUGCAUGCUAUCAUGCCUGGCUCGUUGACAGAAUCGGCAAUAACAUUCCCUUCAUUAUUCCAUACGUUCCCAUCUCCCACCCUGUCACUCAACCCCUGUCAGCCCUGUUGCCCAAUAGCUGUGUUUUUAUACAGAGGAGAUACAUGUUCAUUGGCUGAGACCAGCUGUAAUGUGGAUUUUACCGGGCCAAUUAUGGAAUGGUAGAUUUACUGUCUCAUGUAUAUGUUGUAUCAAAUGAUAUUUAAUAAAAAUAUCCCCAGUUUCUGAAAACAAAUGUUUAUCUUAA
Molecule: messenger RNA, 1282 nt
Organism: Oncorhynchus kisutch (coho salmon)
Lineage: Eukaryota; Metazoa; Chordata; Actinopteri; Salmoniformes; Salmonidae
Product: myosin light polypeptide 6
Exons: 6
Coding region: 351-806 (151 amino acids)
Cellular component (GO): myosin II complex
Molecular function (GO): calcium ion binding; structural constituent of muscle
Source: RefSeq, a predicted model, not a curated record